Molecule: messenger RNA, 781 nt
Organism: Polychytrium aggregatum
Lineage: Eukaryota; Fungi; Chytridiomycota; Chytridiomycetes; Polychytriales
Exons: 2
Coding region: 1-651 (216 amino acids)
Source: RefSeq, a predicted model, not a curated record
AUGCAGCUCUCUGGCCUUACCACUUUCAUCGCCGCCCUGGCCCUGGCCGUCUCCAGCGUCCAGGCCCAUGCCACCUGCAACCCCAACAUUGCCCCCAACGGCCAGUACUUUGUGACCUCUAUCCGCAUCCCCCACUCCUUCCCGGGUUCCUACACCCUCAAUGUCUCCGUCAAGAUCCCCGACGGCGUCAACACCGUCAUUCCCCGUGAGCUCUCCGGCUGGAAGGUCGACUUCACCAUGCGUCCCCUGAACCCUCCUGUCGUUGUCGACGACGUGGGCAUCGUCAACACCACUGUCGAUACCGUCAUCUGGUACGGCGGCCAGCUCCUCAACGGUCUCUAUGAGGACUUUAGUAUCUCCAUGAUGCUCCCCAACGUCACCGAGGGCACCAAGCUGUACUUCCCCACCACCCAGAUCACCACCAACUCCACUGGCAUCAAGGUUCCUCUUGUCUGGGAUGCCAUUCCCUACCCCAACGGCACCCUUCCCGACGGUGCCGACGAUCCGGCUCCCUCUCUCACCCUGUACACCAACGGCGUUGUUCCCAGCCCCUCGCCCUCGACUGCUGCCAAGAGCAGCGGCCACAAGGCCACCGGCGCUGUCGCUGCCUGCCUGCUCGCUGUCGCCUCUCUCAUGAGCCUCAUGCUCUGAUUUGCCUGCCCAAUCCCCUGCGGACCAGCAUGUUUCUUCUCACUGUAUGUUCGUAUCCCCCAUGUCUCAACUGUAUUUCGCUCUCGCUUGCCCCGCACAAUUUGUUCAAAAUACACCAAUUGCUUUUGUG